This is a messenger RNA of Sarcophilus harrisii (Tasmanian devil), 1522 nucleotides long. Its product is annotated as carcinoembryonic antigen-related cell adhesion molecule 5-like. The transcript is spliced from 7 exons. NCBI's taxonomy places the organism in Eukaryota, Metazoa, Chordata, Mammalia, Dasyuromorphia, Dasyuridae. The record is from RefSeq and is a predicted model, not a curated record. The coding region runs from base 68 to 1243 and encodes 391 amino acids.
ACAAUUCCACUCAGGAAGGGAAGGCAAGAACUAAUAAUCAAGGUGCAAGUCCCCUGAAAGCACAGUCAUGUUACUGUCCAGUGAUCCUCCCCAUAACAGCAGCCCCUGGAAGAGGUUCCUGCUCACAGCUACCCUGCUCAGCUUGUGGGCCCACCCGGGAUCUGCUCGGGUCUCCAUCGUCACCAUCCCAGACCAGCCUGUAGAAGGAGACAACGUGAGGCUGACUGCCCUGAACCUCCCAGCCCGUGUGUACAAUGCCACAUGGUACACGGGGCUCCAGGCCCAGUAUCCUGACAUGAUCACCCACUGCAUUUCCACCAGCCAGGCGGGCCCUUGUGUCCAGCACGUUGGUCCUGCCCACACCAGCAGGGAGACUUUGACAAGCUGGAACACGUUGGAAAUUGGCAAGAUCACUCCUUCUGACUCUGGCUUUUAUUCCCUGGUGCUGAACACUGACUCGGGCCCGCAGAAGGUAUCCACCUACGUCCACGUGCAGCGCACACACACUGAGUUUGUUUUAAAACCGGACAUCUCAGCCAACGUGACUGUGGCUUUGGAGUUAAAGGACUCGGUGGUCUUCACCUGUCACACCGUCGAAGACAGCUUAAGGGUCCUCUGGUAUAACGGGGGCCUGCUGCUGCAGGGGGGAGAGCGGCUGGAGCUGUCCAACAACAACAGGACGCUGACCAUUCACUCAGUGAAGCGAUAUGACCAAGGGACGUACUUCUGUAGGGUAUGGAACGAGUCUGACUACAAGACCAGUGAUACCAUCGUUCUGACCGUGAUCUAUGGACCGGGAAGUAUAGUGACGCUAUCGUAUCCACAAUCACCUCAGGGGAUUCUUGAGAGUGACCUCAACUACUCAGUGCUUCUGGAGUGUGUGACUUCGGCAAACCCCGAUCCCCGGUACAUCUGGUCCCUUAAUGGCAAGGUGUGUGGGACCGGAGAGAGGCACAUUAUCAGGAGGCUGGCCCCGAAGGACCUGGGCAACUACACGUGCACGGCUCAGAACAGCGUGGGCCAACUGACCUCCCCCCCCAUCCAGGUGCAACUGCCCAAGGACAUUGAGCCCGUCGAGCCCAUCGAGCCCGAGCCCGUCUAUUCCCUCUCUGGAGUUCCCGCCAUCUGCCUGACCGUCGCAGGAGGGGCAGGGCUGAUCACCUUCUUUGGGUGCAUGUUGUAUGCUGGGAUCAACAAGAAAGCACUGAAAAAUGGAAGAAACAGUCGGUGUGGAUGUUUCUGAGCCUGGAACACCAGCCCUUCAGCCCAGAAGGUUCUGCAGGAGACAAGAUGACCUGGUACUCCCAUGAGGAUGUAGAACAUUUUGUUGUGAUACACACAAUCAAAGGUUUUAGUAUAGUCAAUGAAGCAAAAGUAGAUGUUUUUCUAGGACUCUCUUGUUUUCUCCAUAAUCUGAAUACUGGCAAUUUGGUCACUAGUUCCUCUGACUCUUUGAAAACUAGUUUGCUCAAAAAUUAGGAAAACACUUUUAUAUCCAAAGGAUCUGAUAAAGGCCUCAUCU